This is a messenger RNA of Neolamprologus brichardi, 1475 nucleotides long. The record is from RefSeq and is a predicted model, not a curated record. Lineage: Eukaryota; Metazoa; Chordata; Actinopteri; Cichliformes; Cichlidae.
AUGACAGGGCGGGAUGCGGGCGGUAAUGAAGCACAACCGGGCACCGGUUCUGCCCGCGGGUACGUGCGCUGUGACGCAUCCACAGACAGACCGAGUCAUCACGUGAAAGAGGCCCACGUGCUGAGGGAGACUGAGCAGAACCAUCACAGGAGGCGGUGUGAGGCGUUUCCUGGACCCUCACACUGCGAGCUGAGGGUUUUUGGCUCUGCUCACAGCACCACCCUGCAGACGGAUGAUGGCGACAUCCUGAUCGACUAUUCCAAGAACCUGAUCAACCAGGACGUCUUGGCCAUGCUGCUGGCGCUGGCCAAGUCUCGGGGGCUGGAGGAGGCGCGGGAGAGGAUGUUUUCUGGAGACAAGAUCAACUUUACCGAGGGCCGGGCUGUGCUGCACGUCGCUCUGAGGAACCGCUCCAACACGCCGACCCUCGUCGACAGCAAAGACGUGAUGCCCGAGGUCAACAGGGUGCUCGACAAGAUGAAGGCGUUCUGCCAGGUGAGUGCGUGUCUGAGCGACAACCAUUUCCGCAGUGCCCCCCUGGAGCAGAACGCCCCCGUGCUACUCGCCAUGCUCGGCGUCUGGUACAUCAACUUCUUCCAGGCAGAGACCCACGCCAUGCUGCCCUACGACCAGUACAUGCACCGCUUCGCCGCCUACUUCCAGCAGGGCGACAUGGAGUCCAAUGGGAAGUACAUCACCAAAGAUGGCGCCCGCGUCAACUACCACACUGGACCAAUCGUGUGGGGCGAGCCGGGGACCAAUGGGCAGCACGCCUUCUACCAGCUCAUCCACCAAGGCACUCGUAUGAUUCCUGCUGACUUCCUCAUUCCUGCUCAGUCUCAGCAUCCAAUCAGAAACAACCUCCACCACAAGAUCCUGGUGGCAAACUUCCUGGCUCAGACCGAAGCGCUGAUGAAGGGAAAGACUCCGGACGAGGCCCGGAAAGAGCUGGAGGCCGCCGGCAUGUCGGGAGACGCUCUGGAGAAGCUGCUGCCGCACAAGGUGUUUCUGGGGAACAAGCCGAGCAACUCGAUCGUUUUCCAGAAGCUCACCCCGUUCAUACUGGGGGCUCUGGUCGCCAUGUACGAGCACAAGAUUUUCGUCCAGGGCGUCAUGUGGGACAUCAACAGCUACGACCAGUGGGGGGUGGAGCUCGGGAAGCAGCUCGCCAAGAAGAUCGAGCCGGAGCUGAAGGACGACUCGAAGGUGACCUCCCACGACUCGUCCACCAACGGCCUCAUCAACUUCCUGAAGAAGAACUUCGCCUGAACGUCGAGCCCGCGUUAGCCAACCUCAUCCUCCAUCCUGAUUGGUUGAAUGAUGUUUGUCUUGUCGUACGCUGUGAGCACUUCCUGUCUGUGAUCUGUGUGCUAAGAGUCUUCACGUGUAGGCGAAUCCUGAAAACGUACACGUUUGUGUAGGUGACCAUGCCCAGUCAACUGUGACUUUCAAAAUAAAAGCCUGUUUGUCGCCAA